UGGGCCACCCGGGCUCCUGGCAUGUCCGUGCGGUACACGCUCAACCUGCGGGUCUUCUGGCCCUUGGUGACCGGGCUGUGCACGGCGCUGGUGUGCCUCUACCAUGCCCUACGCAGCAGCGAGGACGCCCGGGCCGAGCCCUCCGACGGCGCAGACAGCGGCUUCCCGCUGCUCAAGGUGGCCAUCCUUCUUCUCCUCGGCUACAUCCUCCUACGAUGUCGCCACGCCAUCCGCCAGCGCCUCUUGCCAGGCUCUUCCCGCCCGUGUGGCCAUGCCAACUUCUCAGCCAGAUCUUUGCAAGAGCCAGGCCUGAGCAUCUUACUGGAGAGUUACUAUGAGCACGAGGUGCGCCUAUCGCCACAUGUGUUAGGUCACAGCAAGGCGCACGUGAGCCGGAUCGUGGGGGAACUGGUGCAAGCUGGCCGGGCCCGAGGGUCUCCGGGCCCCAUCACCGGGGGAGCGCUGGCUUUGGCCUUCCGAGGAGACUUCAUCCAGGUGGGUAGCGCCUACGAGCAGCAUAAAAUCCGUCGACCUGACAGCUUCGACGUGCUGGUGCCACUGCGACUCCCGCCGCAGGUGGCGCUGGAGCCGCGGAGUCUGGGGACCGAACCUACGCUGACCCCGGCCUUCCGCAGCUGCUUCGUGUGUGCCCUCAAGGCACCGCCCUCGCCAUCGGGGACCUCGACAGGUCAGUGGCAUCGCGACUGCAAGCCCUUCGCUGAAGGCUUCUGUGUGGAUGUGCAGGGCCGUCGCCACCUCUCAGCUACCCUGGUGCUGCGCUGGUUCCAGGCGCACCUACAGCGCUCCUUGGCCACCGUCCGCUACAGCUUGGAGGGUCGCUGUCGGGUCAGCCUGACCCCAGGUGGUCUGGAGCAGCCCCCCACCCUCCACAUCCUUCCUUGCCGUACGGACUAUGGCUGCUGCCGCCUUUCCAUGGCUGUGCGCCUCAUCCCUGCUGUCCACCUGGGUGACGGCGUCUUCCUUGUGGCACCGCCGCCACCACCCUCGCCUAGCGGAGCCCUGUCAGAGCUCCCAGGUGGCCUGUGCGCCGAAGCACUGUGGGGUGUGAACACAGCACGUCAGGAGCAGAAACUGCUGGGCUGGCUUCAGGAACGGGCACCUCCAGGUGCCUGCUACCUCAAGUGCCUGCAGCUGCUUAAGGCUCUUCGAGACUUGGGUGCCCGCGGGCUGGACCCGAUGGCUGCUACACACUGGGGACGCAUCUUGUCUUCCUACGUGCUCAAAACGGCGGUGCUGGAGGUGCUUCUGAACGAGGGUGGCCCAACGCCUAGCUGGGACGAGGCACACCUGAGCGAGUGCUUGGAGAAGUUGGUGAAGUUCCUUAGGGACUGCCUGCUGCGACGCCGAGACCUCUUCCAUUGUGUCCUAGGCCCGGCUGGGGCAGCUGCCGAGGUUGGCCCCCUGCCCAAGGUGCUGCGCGAGGCCGCUCCAGUUGACCUCCUGGCACCUUUCGACCCGCACGCCCGGGAGCUUGCAGCUGCGCGGUUGCUGUCCACCUGGCGAAGGUUGCCCCAGCUUCUCCGGGUCUACGGUGGUCCCCGCUACCUUGCCAGGUGCCCCGCACCCCGGAGUCAACGCAAGCAGGGCUUCCCUGAAGAUGAACCAUGAGCACCGAUUAACUCCACCUGACCAAAUGCCCCUUUCCCUCGGAUUGAAAGCACGGAUGGCAGCUAAAUUCAAGACAAGCUGUUCGGGUGUCGGAAAGUUUGAAGGAUGUCACAGGAUCUGGUGGCACAAAUGUUCUGUCCUAGGCUCCUUCGCCUAAGAUAGCAGUGGUGUCUUCUGCAGACCUAGUAGAGUAUCCUGGGUGGUCUUAUAUGCAGAUCUCUCUGCCCCCAAAUUAUUAGAAGCAAUCAUUUUUUAUAUACAUAUUUGGUAGACACUAGGUACUCAAUUGGCCCAUAGUUUUGGAGGGAUGUUGCAUGCAUGUUUCACUGCUGGGGCUGGAAUCCUGGACCCCUAUGCUAAGUGGGCCCUCUACCAUGAAACCACAUCCUGGUCCCCUAGUUGUUUGCUUGUUUGUUUUUAAAGAAUUCUUAUCCACAACUGGAAUUGAAAUUCUAGUCCAGCUGUUAGCAUUCCAGAGUCCUAAUUUAGCUAUUUCCAUGAGCGUGCAUGUAUUUUUUAGUGGUGCCAUCACAGGUUUGUUGAAUAAGAUUAAUGGAGUUGUCAUAAGUUAAGUGACCCAUGCUAAGAGGUGGCCAAGAGCUGGGUAGAGACUUUCAGAGCAAGUGGCACUUUAUGUCCAGCCAUUUUCUUGUGCUGUGUUUGUUGGAACCGAGGGCUGUUCAAAAGAGCUUCCGCACAGUUAUAUGAAAGACCAGGGCUCUGAAAAGCAGCCAGUGGCCAUUCAGCACUCCUCCAGGUCACAGGGGGUGUGGGGGGGAUUUGCACUUGACACCCAAUACUGUUCAUUUCAGCCAGGCAGAAUGCAGAGGGGGGAAAAGGUCCUUAAUUAAGACAAGUCUGGCAAAAGUGUAGAACUAAGUCUUGAAAAAGAUCCUGCCUAGGGCUUACCGUCAGCUGGACACAACCCGCUUAUGUUUCAAAGCUUCUGAGCAAAGGCCCUGUAGGCUUGUCUUAGAGUAUAAGGACCUUUGAGGAAGGAGAAAAUGCUUGGCAUGCUGCCUGGUAUGGGUUAGGGUUCAGUGAUGGCUGAUAUCGGGGUAGUGGUUGGAAGGUUCUUGAUUACCCGGGCAGCCUUACGUCGUCUUGAAGGCCGGUUCUUGCUUGUGCUUAUGACUUGUAAAGUAGUAGCUUGAGGCGUGUGCUUGGAGACCUGUUAGUCCCCAGCAGUAGGCAGAAGAGAUUGGUGACAGGAGCUGAGGGAGAAAGGAAGGAGCUGCUCUUACAGUGCUUUGCUCUUCUCGGCCUGGGUACCUCUUGCUGUUGGGAGGAGCCCAUUCUCCAGUGCCUUCAAUCCUCCCGCCUUCCAGACAACUUCCAAUAGCAGUUCAAGUUUAGAAAGCUUCAUCUUCCUCUCUCCUGGUGGAACGUGUGGCCAGUCUCAGUAAUACACUUAGGGAUUUUUUUUUUUUUAAACAACAAAGAUCUGUGCUCCCUUAGACUCUUUAAAGUGAAGGUUAGAAGACAAAAAUAGUCACAUGAAUAAGGUCAUUGUUUAAUUUCUUAGCUGUGUGGAGGGAACUCUGCAAACCCCUUUUUCUGGGGCACCCAGUUGGCAAUCGAGGGGAAUAGACUGAGGGACUUCUCAUUUGUCCUUUGCAACUCCAACUGAAAGAGAAACAACUCACUGAGUUGUUUUAGGGGCCAUUCCUCUUGAUACCCCAGAGGUCAUUCCUAGUUUUUUGAGGCCAAUACUUGGUCAUAAGGUACGGCAUUGGAUGAAAGGGUUGGUCUGUCAGCCUCUUGAAAAGAUAGAAAUUGCACAGUGGAUUUGAUUUUAAUUACUUUAAAAAGCCAAUGCCAAGGGAAGAUUGUGCGCGCCUGUGUGUGUGUGUGUGUGUGUGUGUAUGUGUGUGUGUAUGUGUGUGUGUGUAUGUGUGUGUGUGUUUGUCUGUCUGUCUCUCUGUGUGUGUCUGUGUGUCGCUGUGUGUGUGUGUAUCUGUGUGUACAAUACACACAUGACUUCUAUACUCAGUCUGUUGCUUCCUCUGUAGUCAUUAAGAUAGAAGAGGGGAGAGACAAGUUUCCAACUAUUUCUAGCUAGGCUAGGAAUUUCUAGCUAAGGAAUCCUUUUAUUUUUUUUAAAUCUUGAUAAUAUUUUAAAGUAUAAAUCUGGUUAGGAUCAUAAAAAUGAAUAGCUUAUAUAAAUAUCUUUUUGUAGUUUUUUUUCCUUUUUUUGUGUGUGUCAAUUACCCAAAGCUUCAUCCAUCCUCAAACUUUUAAAGUUUAUUAUUAUUAUUAAAUUAAUGGGCAUUGUGUUUGUAAAUUUUUAAAAAAUAUUAAUGUUUUAUUUAAGUGCCAUGCUCUGAACAGUUGUUCUCACUAUGUGGCAACAAAAAUUUAAGAGAUUUCGAUCAAUUUUGAUCAAUGUUUAGUGAUCUGAAACAUGUACUGUGUACAGAUGCAAUAAUACAGCUGUUAACCGAGUACAGUGGCUGCCCAAGGCCUUUACAUUCAGCUCAGUUCUGCAUUUCAUUAUGGCGACUGUCAUGGCCUCUAUCUGACAUCUAUCUAUACACUUUUGGUGUCUAUUUGGUGCUGGAGAGUCAUAUAUGCCAAUAUUUUCAUACAAGAUGGCUCUACCAAAAAAUAAAAAGAGUUGUUUAGCCAGUGCCCAAAGAAAACGGCUUGAGGAAGAUGACUCAGCUCUUUUGCAUCCAGCCACUUCAGUAACUCCCACUGCCCAGCUCGGAGCCUUCCUGGAAUGCUCGUGGGCUGGGAGAAUAUGCGUUUUGCAAAAUGAAGGAGAGGACAGUUUGAGUGGAUGCAAAUAUUCUCUGAGGAGUUGGGGGAGGAGGACUUAAGGUGUGUGUGAAAGGGAGAGAUGGGGGGGAGACAGGUGAAGACACCUCAAGGGUGGGAGAGAGAUUUGGGUGAGGAAAUGUGUUUUUAGGUAUGUGCUGUUUCUGGUCAGGAGUCACAAACUCAGAAGCCUAAAGGCAGGGAGAUAAAUAAGAGGUGGGAGGGUGUGGGGACUCCGCCUUCCUUAAAGGAGGCAGCUCACCUCAGGCUGGAAAAGAAAGGGUGGGGCCAAAAGUCAGCAUUUCAAAUUAAAAUACUAAAGCUCACUGGUCUUUAAGAAGUAAUUUAAGAUGUCUAAAACCACCAAGUGAGCCAGAUAUUUGGUUGAACCUGAGGACACCAGUUUGCAACCCCUUGCCCAGUUAGCCUUCCCCCAGGUAUAUACAGGCUUAUCCUCUUUGCCAUAGAGACAAUGGUUAAAUAUAUAUAUAUAUAUGGGGGGGGGUGUUAGUUCAUUUCUACUUUAUCUCUCAGAGUUAAGCUUUGUUAUAGGAAUAACAGCAGAAAAAAAUUAACACAGCCACAAAUAACAUUUAUCCCCAGUUCCUGGUAGGGCUCCCAUGCAAGCCUGGCCCUCCAGUUAAAAUCCCAGCUAAAACACUUGGGGUGGAUUUUUUUUUUUCUUUCUGGUGAUUUGAGGUCAAUUUCUUAGCCUAGCUGGAGCUUGCCGAUGAGUAAUAAAGAAGAAUUGCAGAAUAACUUCUUUCUUUGUAUUUGGUUCUUAUGUGAAAAUUAAUUUUUUUGUUGUUGUUGUUGUCCAUAGUAACCUAGCCUGGGCCUUCACAAUGUUGGUUGGAGACAUUAAACACCAGCAAAACCAAAACAAAAUCAACCAGCCAGUGUUCCAACUUUGAGCCAAAUUGCAUGGAUUUGUACUAUUCCCACCUCUAAGAACACUGGCAGCCUUUCUAUUCCUUUCUGACUCAGUGUCUCCCAUCAAAAUGAGCACCAGCUGAGUCUCCUUCCAAAGCGUCUCUUGUCACCUCCCAGAGGAAAUCACGUUUUCCAUAGAACUGUGCUUCCUGGCUUUGACCUUGACAAAGAGAUUUUCCCCCCAUGUCUACACAAAGGAAAAUUUUCUCCUGUGGUGGAAAAAUAUGAACCUCACCCAAAUUUCUGACAUCCCCAAGAGGGAAACUGGCUCAGUGUUACCCCUGUGGUAUGUGUUAGUUUUUUUCUUUCUUUGCUUGUCUGUAACUUAGACAUAUCUAUUUAUUUUUUAUGGCACAUGGUGGGGUGGGAGUAAUGCCAGUGUAUAAGUCAAGAGAGGGUGGUAAAUUCCAGAUCAUGUACACAGAAAAAAUGGAUGGAGAGCUACAGCUAACUGAUAUGUAAUCUGGUUCUGGGAAUAUUAGAUAUGCAGGGAUAUUUUAGCACCUUUUGAGGGGGGAGACAAAAGAUGUCUUGGUUCAGUCACUUGAAGCAUUCCAGCUCUGGCUGUUUUUAACGUGCCUUCUGACCCCACACUGCAUAUAGGAAUACAGUUUGGGGUCACAGUUACAGCCUAAGUUUGUUCCAAUAAAAGAGACCAAAGAGUUAAUCAGACCUAGUUGGCUGCUAUAACAACUGUGUGAUUAAGGUGUCUUCAUUGCACAGUUUUCAUGGCCCUGGUGGUCAAGGCCUCUCUGUCACUCAUCUUCAUUCGAAGUGGAGUGUAUUUGCACUUUCGAUCCUGUGGGUCACUAGGGGACCUUGUUCUUUCCAAUUUUGCUAUAUCAAUAAAGGAACUUGUGGAAACCUC
Grammomys surdaster is the source of this 6190-nucleotide messenger RNA. It is a transcript of the gene Itpripl2, whose product is annotated as ITPRIP like 2. The transcript has a single exon. The coding region runs from base 22 to 1629 and encodes 535 amino acids. The record is from RefSeq and is a predicted model, not a curated record. NCBI's taxonomy places the organism in Eukaryota, Metazoa, Chordata, Mammalia, Rodentia, Muridae.